AUCGCCCGAUUCGGAUCGGAAAAGAUUAACUACGAAAUAAUUUAUAAAAUAAACAAAUAUUUUAAGAAAUUUUUGCCAUUCAUUACUUUGCCUAAUUUUGUAGGGAACCGAACCAAACCAAAGACGUAAAAAAUGCCACUAAAACUCUGCGUCGUUCCGAAUGAGGGGAAGCGUGAGAGAAAGCGUCGUGCUAAAAAGGCUCAGCAGCAGAAGGCACCAAUCAGCAGGCGGGACUUUCUGCGUAUGGCUGAGGAGGAUGCGUGCUCCAUGUACGGCGGUCCUGGCGACCCUCCUCCUGUUCCGGAAAAGCCGGCAGCUGUGCGCUCUAAAAUUUUGCCGUUGAGUUUUGAGCUGCAUCUGAAGCCCAAAAUGUCGGCCGCGAAGGAGGAGCUAUCGAAAUCUGUGAUAGAAACGAGCUGCCGUCGUUCAUCUGCUGUUUGUCGAGAGUUAAGGACUAUGGCAGCAGUUCCGAUUGUGGAACCAUUCCAGGAAAAAAUUGUGGAACCAAUCGUGGAAUCUGUUCAGCAAACAUUCUCCCAAUGCGCAGAUGUAGACGUGGCACCAGUAUCGGAUACUUUUGAAUCAAUUUGGGCAGAGUUCGAUGAGCCUGCAAUGAACUGGGAACUUCCGGCUAUAGAUGCGAAUCUCGUGCCACCGACUGAACCCCAAUGUGAGCUGCCCGCAUCACAGUGUCCCAAACAAUUUUAUUCAAUGCAACCCAGUAAUACCGAUCAACCAGUGCAAUCAUUGCACGAUUUAAUCGAUUCUCUAUGCCCUGAAAACCCGAUUCAAACACUGCCCGCGAUAGCAGCGCCAACUUUAAAUCAGGGAUGGGACCAUAUGUAUUCACGUCCCUCCAAUCUAGCACCGAUUUCGCAGGAAUUCUGUCAACAAAUGCUAACUGAAUCUGAGAUGUUUUUUCCACCAGUUAAGCAGAGCGGGAACUCGAUGGCUUUAUGUGCCUCCGUCCAACCAAUGGCAUCAGCAGGCCAUCAAAGCUGGGACUCCACAAAUCAUCUGCAGCAUUGGGAACGGUUCCAUAGCUCCAUGGUGCCGCCUGUUGCACGUGACACUCCGAUUCCUGUGCCACAAUCAUACCAGAGCUGGGACGUUAAUCUAAAAAAUGUUACACAGAUGCAGAUGGCACAGCCUCCAGUUACCCCAGUAGACGCACCUAAAAGCAUUGCCAUAAACAUGCCAAAAGCUUACCAAAGCUGGGACACAGUGCCACAAAAUCAUAUUUACAAUGGGAAACAAGCGGAACAUCCGAUGAAUAUGCCACAAUCAAAUCAGAGUUGUAAUUCGGGCUUCAUAAUGCAGCAGGAUAAUGGGAAAGAAGUCCCUCUAUCUGUUCCAAAAGCCGCAUACAAUUCUCCUCAGAUCUGUGAUAUAGGAUUAAAUAAUGGCCCACCCACCGGUUCUACUCGUCCUGUUCUCAUACCUGUCAGCCGUGUGACAUCGGCACACCUCAGUACUAGCAAUAAACCAUCUCAAAAGUCUAGCUCUUGGCUAGAAGAAAUUAUGGAAGAUGUGGAAAAUCCUGAGCAAUCAACCACGGAACUCUUGAUUCAACAAGUGCAGCCGGCAGCCAAUCCUUCAACUUUUCAUAACGCCAACACCAAGAUCUUGAGCAAUCAUUUUGAAAACACUUGUCAUGGCACCGACUCUGAACUCGUAAAAAUACAGAAAACUCGUGUGAUGACAGCAAACAAUCCGAUCAAAAUGUCAAUACUGGAUCAUGCCCAUAACUCUGUGUACAAAAAUCAAGUUAAUACUGUGGUAGAGCCGACCUUUCAUUUUACACCAUCAGGACAAGCUAUAAAUAUGAAAAAAGAACACAUAACGAUGCAAAAAGAAAUCACAAGUUUGCAAAAUCUUUCUUCUAAUUUGAACUCUGUUUCCGGUCAAAAAAUUGAGCAUGUUAGCACUCUCCAAGUACCAAUCAAAACGCCUGUGAUCCGUGUGAGACUAGCAGACAAUCCGAUGCCUGAGUUAAAAGCUAUUCCCUCAACCCAGUUACCUCCGAUUAACCAUAUAAUAUCCAAAGCAAACUCAUUGAAUGCACCAAAAGCCAACCAAAAAGGGAACCCAUUAGCUCAAAAUCAAAUUGAUAAUGUGGCAAUGCAACAUCCACCAACUGUGAAUGUCCCAAUGCCCAUUAUUGGCGUCAGACCAGCAGACAAUGCGCCUCAAAAGGCAAAAUCUGUCCCUAAAAAAAAAAUUAUAAAUGUGUCAGCACCUAUUGGACAAAUGAAACGAGCAGGACAAUCGAUAACUGUGCUAAAACAACCCAUAACUGUGACUAAAAUGCAAGCUCCUUUCCUUAACUUGAACUCUGCAUCCCAAGAACCGGUUCAAACAGUGAACGCUGUGCCUAUACCCAUGAAGCCUCCUAUAGCCCGUAUGAAACCUUCAGAAAUCACAACCAAUAUACUGACAGGUACGCAGAACUUAGACUCUACCAUCCAAAUUCAGUUGGAAAAUGGAGCAACGAUCCACAUACCGCAAGUACCAGUAACCACGGCAACAACAAUAGCAGCCAAAUCUCGAGGACAGCAACCCAUGGGCAUGCCACAGGUGUGUCAGCAACCCUUGACUAUGCCACAGCCGUGUCAGCAGUUUCGCAUGACGGGCGUCAAAGUACAGCGUAAUCCUCCUGCAGGGGCCCAAGAGUUCAACGGAGACCAAAGGCCAAGGCUGAUCUAUGUAAAGAGUGCCACUGGCCAGAAUAUACCCGUCUCCUUUAUGACAGGACCCGAUGGUUUGAUCACACAGGUAAAAAGGCUGCCACCGAAUGAGGUGAGUCGAACACCUGCGAAUCGAUUUACGAAUGGACUGCCGCCGUUGGAGCCAAUCACGCCAAAGAUCGUUCAGGCGCCCAACACGUGUACCACGAUGCACGGACCCGUGAACGGUGCAGGAUACUUUUGCGGGGUCAUGGCACCCGAUCAGGCCGUGGAGGAUGAGGAGGUGGACUACGAAGAGAUUGGGGUGGCCGAGACCUUUGCCGAGUACUGGCCAACGAAGCUCAAGCAGGGCAUGCCCCAUCCAGAUGCCGUCGUGGAGACGGCCACCCUGUCGUCGGUGGAGCUGCCGGACAUCACCUACGACCUGUCGUUGCCAGCCCACUUCCAGAUCGCGGGCAGCCUAAGUGCCCUGCAGCUGGAGGCCGUCAUCUAUGCAUGCCAGGCGCACGAGCGGAUCCUGCCGAGUGGCGAGCGUGCCGGAUUUCUGCUGGGCGACGGAGCUGGUGUGGGCAAGGGCCGGGCCAUCGCUGGCAUCAUCUACAACAACUAUUUGAAGGGUCGCAAGCGUUCGCUGUGGAUAUCCGUGUCGAACGACCUCAAGUUCGAUGCGGAACGGGAUCUCCAGGAUAUCGGAGCGGGCACGAGGAUCAAGGUGGUGUCGUUGAAUAAAUUAAAGUACUGCCGCAUCGACUCUGAGGAGAAUGGCCGCUUUCGCAAGGGCGUCAUCUUCUGCACUUAUACGGCACUGAUUGGGGAAUCCCUGACGGCCUCCUCCAAGUAUCAGGCGCGUCUGCGGCAGCUCGUCCAGUGGCUGGGCCACAACUUCAAGGGUGUCAUCGUCUUCGACGAGUGCCACAAGGCCAAGAAUCUGACGAUGGGCAAUGCGGGCAAGUCCACCAAGACCGGCACCACAGUCCUCGAGCUGCAAAAGCUACUGCCCCUCGCCCGGGUGGUCUACGCCUCGGCCACGGGCGCCAGUGAGCCCAAGAAUAUGGCCUACAUGACACGGCUGGGGCUGUGGGGUCCUGGCACCGCCUACGCAGAAUUCGUGGACUUUGUGUAUGCGGUGGAGAGACGCGGUAUUGGCGCAAUGGAACUGGUGGCCAUGGACAUGAAGCUUCGCGGGACCUACAUUGCCCGCCAGCUGAGCUUCAAGGAUGUGACCUUUCACAUCCAGGAGGUCAACAUGCAGCCGUCCUUCACGAAUGUCUACAACCAGGCAGCGGAACUGUGGGCAGACAUCAGCAAGAAGUUCACCAGAGCCUGCCAGUUGAUGAACGUGGACAAUCGGCUGCAGAAGAUCAUCACUUGCCAGUUCUGGUGCGCCCAUCAGCGCUUCUUCCGCAACCUGUGCAUCGCUUCCAAGGUCAAUACAGUCGUCAAAAUGACCCGCCAUGCUGUACGGCACGGCAAGGCUGUGGUCAUUGGCCUCCAGUCCACGGGAGAGUCGCGUACGCUGGAAAAUCUGGAGCGGAAUAAUGGCAAGCUCACGUCCUUUGUGUCCACCUCGACGAUGAUCAUUCAGUCGUUUGUGGAGAAACACUUUCCAGCUCCCCGGCGCGAGGCUUUCAUCGAGCUGCUCAGCACGGGGGAGUUUGUGCCGGAAACGCGCAGCCAGCCGCCGCGUGCCAAGAAGCCGCGCCCCACGAAUAUCGACUGGAUGGAGGAUGUGGAUGGUGGGGACUCCGAGGAUAGCGACGUAGAGAUCCUACAAGAGCGCUGGCCCCCCCUACCCGAAGAGUCAGCGAAGGGGCAUGGACGGAAGCGACGUGGAAGGCCACCGACAAGGACCGAAAAGGCGGAACGACUGACUAUGCAGGAUCGCAUUCUGAUGCACUUGCAUGGGAAUAUUCUGGCUGCCAGGCAGCUUGAAGCAUCGGAAUUCGAUCCGAGCGUGCCACAGCAGCCGAAAAUCACAGAACGCGACGUGACACGGUGCAUCCUGAUGAAGGAGAAGCUGCUGGCGCGAGUGGAGGAGCUGGGCCGCCUCCUGCCGCCCAAUACGCUGGACAAACUCAUCUCGAAGCUGGGCGGCACCAGCAAAGUGGCGGAGAUGACGGGCCGCCGGGGACGGGUCGUACGCCUGGGACGCAACGACUUUCGGUACGAGUCGCGCGUGGAGGAGGACAUCUCGAUGGAUCUGGUGAACUACAGGGAGAAGCAGCGCUUCAUGGAGGGCGAAAAGUUUGUGGCCAUCAUCUCGGAGGCCGCCUCCAGUGGCAUCUCGCUGCAGAGCGACAAGAGAGUGUCGAAUCAGCGCCGCCGCCUGCACAUAACGCUGGAGCUGCCGUGGAGCGCAGACCGUGCCAUUCAGCAGUUCGGUCGCACCCAUCGCUCCAAUCAGGUUAAUUCCCCGGAGUAUGUGUUUGUCAUCACGAAUCUCGCGGGGGAGCGACGCUUUGCCUCCACCGUGGCCAAGCGAUUGGAGAGCCUCGGAGCCCUGACCCAAGGCGAUCGUCGGGCCACCGAUGCCCGGGAUCUGUCGCAGUUCAACAUCGACAACUCCAUCGGAAGACACACGCUCGAGCAUGUGAUGCGGCAGAUGGCUGGCGAUAGGCAGCUGACAACGAAGCACAUUCCCGACUCCUUCGUGGGAAACUUCCACGAAGACUGUGCCACGGCUCUGGUCGGCGUGGGGCUGCUCAGCAUGAGGCAGGACAACGACCGCAAGACCUUCACCGUGGAGAAGGACUGCAACAACAUCACAAAGUUCCUGAAUCGCAUCCUCGGCUGCCGCGUGGAGAUCCAGAAUGCCAUCUUCAAGUUCUUUCUGGGCAACAUGUACUCGCUGAUCACCCAAAUGAAGCGCACGGGUCGCUACGAUCUCGGGAUACUGGAUCUGGAUGCCCACGGGGCAAGUGUGACGUCCGUGAAGCUGAUGCUUUUCACGAGGGAACAUGCCACGGGCACAGCAGCCACAGAACUGCACACGGUGAAGGUGGAGCGUGGCAUGUCCUUUGAGCAAGCUUUGGCCAAAUUCCGCAGGGAGGCCAAAGACUCGAACGAAGGAUUUUACAUCCUCAAGCAAAAGAAACGCAAUAAAAACACUGCAGUCCUGUGCCUCAAUGGACAAGGCCCUUCCACUUUGGUGACACGCAAAGAAUCCUCCACGCCGAGCCCAGUCUAUCUGCAGCUGUACCGCCCGAAUACUGGACCCCAAGUAAAGAUCGAGAACCUCGCCUCCAUUUCUCUACGCUAUGUGCUGGUGAGUCCGGAGGAGGCACAAGAAUACUGGCAGCACCAGUACGACAUCUGCCUCGACAAGUGCUCCCAUGUGUUCUGGAGCCGCCUCUGCCCAAAUCCCAACAGCUGCGAGGUGGGUCUGCGCGUGCGCACCUACCACGUGCUGUCCGGCCUGAUGCUGCCCAUUUGGGGACGAAUUGAGAAGAUCAUUGAGCGGAAUGGCCGCAAGAUACAGAUCAUACGCGUCAAGACGGAUGUCAACAAGAAGAUUGUCGGCACAUUGGUGCCCUCAAGUGUCUACAAUGAGCUGGUUGAGGAUUUGUCGGCGGAUUCAAUGGUUUCUAGCAAUCAGUAAAGGGAUGCUAGAGAGGCCAGAGAAGGGAGGUAUAGAUUUGUG
This is a messenger RNA of Drosophila subobscura, 6327 nucleotides long. RefSeq names its product protein strawberry notch homolog 1. Gene Ontology annotation, molecular function: histone binding; chromatin DNA binding. Gene Ontology annotation, cellular component: nucleus. Gene Ontology annotation, biological process: regulation of DNA-templated transcription. The record is from RefSeq and is a predicted model, not a curated record. The transcript has 4 exons. Bases 133 to 6285 code for a protein of 2050 amino acids. Lineage: Eukaryota; Metazoa; Arthropoda; Insecta; Diptera; Drosophilidae.